This is a messenger RNA of Pyrus x bretschneideri (Chinese white pear), 1439 nucleotides long. RefSeq names its product protein LATERAL ORGAN BOUNDARIES-like. The record is from RefSeq and is a predicted model, not a curated record. The coding region runs from base 451 to 1053 and encodes 200 amino acids. NCBI's taxonomy places the organism in Eukaryota, Viridiplantae, Streptophyta, Magnoliopsida, Rosales, Rosaceae. The transcript is spliced from 2 exons.
AGUGUACCUCCCAUUUAUCACUUUGUCUUUCGCCUUCAUUCCUUCUCAUGUCCACUAAAUACUCUACUCUUUGCCUUUUACUCCUAGCCUCUCCCCCCAUUACCUUUUGUCACUGCAUUUUCUACUGCUGCUGCUCUCUCUCUCUCUCUCUCUCUCUCUGUGUCUCCCCCCCCCCCCCAACACUCCAAUUAGGGUUUCCUCCUUCAGGUAUAUCUCCCCUCUAGUAACAAAUCUUUGAUGCUUUCUCCUUCAAUUGGCUAAGGCUAGCUAGCUCAUAAAUAUAUAUAUCCUGGAAGGAGCUAAGAACACAUACAACUAGCUCUUAAUUACUUGCAAGAGCUCCACAAGGGAAAGAAUAAAAAGGUAUAAAUUCCCUUUUUUAUUUUUCCUUUCAUCAGAGAAACGUAUGUAGAUCCCUGAAAGCUUUGGUGUGCAGUGAAAUAAUUUCAAAUGGCAUCCUCCAGCUCCUCCUAUAACUCUCCAUGCGCUGCCUGCAAGUUCUUGAGAAGGAAAUGCAUGCCGGGCUGCAUUUUCGCACCGUAUUUCCCACCAGAGGAGCCCCAAAAGUUUGCAAACGUCCACAAGAUCUUCGGGGCAAGCAAUGUCACCAAACUUCUAAACGAGGUCCUGCCUCACCAGCGUGAGGAUGCCGUGAACUCCCUGGCGUAUGAGGCCGAGGCACGUGUCAGGGACCCGGUCUAUGGCUGUGUUGGUGCCAUUUCUUUCCUCCAACGACAGGUCCAGAGGCUCCAAAAGGAGCUCGAUGCCGCUAAUGCUGAUCUCAUCCGCUAUGCCUGUAAUGAACUCACAACAGCUGUGUUGCCUCCUCCUCCUACUGCAUCAAUGGCCGGGGUAAAUUCAGUAAUUCAGCCGAACAUGGCUCCUCAGAGAAGGUUGGUUGAUCAUCCUUCUCAUCAUCAUCAGUAUUACCAACAAACUAGUACAACUACAACUAGUAGUGCUCCUGGAGUCGCUUUCCCAGUACUUUAUCUUCCGUGGAAUGAAGGAGGAGGAGCAGGUAGUGGUGGUGGAGGAGGAGAGGGCAGAAUGUGAUUUAAGAUUUGGGAUUUUGAGGUUUGAGACCCUCGCUUUAGCUCAUCACAAUAAUUGACAGAGGUAAAUAAAACCCAAUUCAGCUAGGGUUUGGUUGUGUCAGGCAGGUGUUGUAUUAAGUAGAUAUGUUUACAAUUUGUUGCAGUAGAACUCAGCAGGGUCUCUAUGCCUAGCCUCACGUGUAGUAGUACUACUACUCUGAUCUUAUAUAUUUAUAUAUACGAAUUUGUAGCUAGCUAAAGCCAAAUAGAUCGGCUUAGCAGUUUCAUUGUUUCCCAAGUAUAACUUGGAGUUGGUGGGUUCAGUGCUAGCUGUAUACCUAAAUUACAUAUUCUUCUACCCAAAUAAGGGUUCUGUUUAAUCAAUAAUAUUGGAGCAUCUAAAUA